Clonostachys solani is the source of this 1029-nucleotide messenger RNA. Lineage: Eukaryota; Fungi; Ascomycota; Sordariomycetes; Hypocreales; Bionectriaceae. The record is from the annotation of a GenBank genome assembly.
AUGCCGCCGACUCUACAAUUCCAUCCCCCUUUGGUCAAUUCGGCCUGCCCAUGGGCGACAGACCUGGCAUGUCUGAAGGCCCUCCUGGAAUCCCCCUCAACGGGGGCCGUGACAACGAGAACGUCGCUGCUCGCCGGAUUCGACCACCAGCCACAGCAGCACCGCUUCACCUUCUUCGACCCCGGCGCCUCCAACACCCCAGACGGAGACACAUAUUCCUUCCCAGAUGAGCCAGGACGGUCCCCCACGGCGAGCACCGUCGGCCCCUCCAAGGCAGCCCACACUGCCUCCCUCAACACCCUGGGCUACUCCCCCAUCCCCCUCCAAGGCUACCUGGACAUGAUCCGCCAGCUCGCGUCCGAUGACUCCCCCUCCACGCGCCCCCCCAAGACCUUCAUCGUCAGCGUCACCGGCUCCCCAGACGACAUCGCAGCCUGCUACGCCGCCGUGUCCGCCCUCGCGCCCCAGGUGCGGUUCCCCCUCGCCCUCGAGGUCAACCUCAGCUGCCCCAACAUCCCCGGCCGGCCCCCUCCCGCCUACGACCCGGCCUCCCUGCGCACCUACCUGGCCGCCCUGCCAGGCGACCCCGCCAUCCCCGUCGGGGUCAAGACGCCGCCCUACACCCACGCGGGGCAGUACCAGGCCCUGCUGGGCACGCUCGAGGGGGCGGGGGCUGGCGCCAAGCUGAGCUUCAUCACGGCGACCAACACCCUCGGGUCCUGCCUCGUGAUGACGACGGAGGGGCCAGCGUUGCCCCUUGGGGACAGCGGAGGCAUCGGCGGGAUGGCGGGCCCGCCGCUGCACCCUCUGGCGCUGGGCAACGUAGCGACGAUCCGGAAGAUGCUGGACGAGGGGGACGGCAGCCUGCGCCAUAUUGCCAUUGUGGGCGUGGGCGGCGUCAGCGAUGGGGGCGGGUACAGGCGCAUGAGGGCCGUCGGUGCCUCCAUGGUGGGCGUGGGGACUGGGCUUGGAAGCGAGGGUGUCGACGUGUUUGCCAAGAUUGAGAGGGAUAUUGGAUCAAAAUGGUGA